Lepisosteus oculatus (spotted gar) is the source of this 5921-nucleotide messenger RNA. It is a transcript of the gene nfx1, whose product is annotated as nuclear transcription factor, X-box binding 1. Gene Ontology annotation, molecular function: zinc ion binding; RNA polymerase II transcription regulatory region sequence-specific DNA binding; DNA-binding transcription factor activity, RNA polymerase II-specific. Gene Ontology annotation, biological process: negative regulation of transcription by RNA polymerase II. The record is from RefSeq and is a predicted model, not a curated record. NCBI's taxonomy places the organism in Eukaryota, Metazoa, Chordata, Actinopteri, Semionotiformes, Lepisosteidae. Gene Ontology annotation, cellular component: nucleus.
UGAGCAUGCGCAGAGGUUUGUUGUGUUGCGGGGAUAGGAAGUUUGUAGGCCGGGUUCAUCUAUUAUGUAAAACCUCAAGAAAAGAAGACGUUGUUACAUAUCAGCAGAAAAAAACAUACUUUACGCUCCAUUGGGCUUUAAAUGGCUGAAUCUCUAGAAGGGGAACUGGAUUUGAAUCCAGAUGCAGCUGAUUUUGUGCCUGAAGAAAGACACAAGCAGAAGUCAAGGAGGGAGAACCCAAAGUCAGAGCACAACAGAAACAGGAGUGGUCACUACGCAGGUCCUCGAUCGCAGCAUUAUAACAGGCCGUAUCACAGUAACAGGCCUUGGCAUGAACAUGACUCCCGGAAGAGCCACAGUCCUUCUCAGGACCAUGCGGAGCGGGGAGAAGGCAAUAGAGGAGCUAGAAGCCACAGCUUUCAGGCACAGAGAUGGCAAAAGCCCGGAAGUGCAAGGAAUCUUCCAGCAGAUAUCCCUGACCCCUCUGGGGGCAACAGGACAGAGUCUUCCACUGAAGUGUCUGGAAUUGGUGGGUCAAACUGGAAGACGGAGAACCAGAGGGACAGUUAUUUCUACAAUGGCCCUCUUUCCCAAGAGGAGAUGAGAGAUGUAAGGCCCAAAAAGACAAACAAGUUUGCUGCUGCUGAGCCCAGGAGGGGGGCAAGCGAGAGGGGAAGAUGGGCUUUUGUCGGGGAGACCCGGACUGCGGAGGACUGGUCCAGCACGGUGUCCACAGAUGCUGGUAAAGAAGUUGAUGGGAAGGGUCAGAGGACGGGGGAAAGGUAUCGGGACCACAGCAUGAAGAAGAACUCCCCGAGGCACAGACAAGAGCACGAGGAGGAGACCUUUAGAAGACCAGCCUCCUACAGGAGCCUGGCAGGCAAACCCCACGCGGCUUCCUUCAGCACGUCAGAGGGGUUGAGCGCUUCCCGGUGUCCAGAGGAGCCCAGCUGGAGGAGCGAGAGGGGACACGGCAAGCGUUUUGCACUCCAAGACCGUGGUCCGAAGAAACCUCAAAAGGCGGACAGGAGGCCUGUUUAUAAAACGCAGGUGGACAUGCCCAAGAGCAAGGAAACGCAGACAGGCUGCUUGAUCGAACAGCUCACGGAGGAGAAGUACGAAUGCAUGGUCUGCUGUGAGGUGAUCCGGUUGAUGGCUCCAGUGUGGAGCUGCCAGAGUUGCUACCACGUCUUCCAUCUCAACUGUAUUAAAAAGUGGGCCAGGUCCCCAGCCUCUCAGGCAGAGGAUGGGAAUGAAGGGUGGAGGUGUCCUGCCUGCCAAAAUGUAGCAUCUCGUGUACCAAACUCUUACGCCUGCUUUUGUGGCAAGGUUAAUAACCCUGAGUGGCACAGAAAUGAGAUUCCACACAGUUGUGGAGAGCUGUGUGGUAAGAAGCGAUCUGCUUUGGACUGCCCCCACCCCUGCAACAUUUUGUGCCACCCAGGACCAUGCCCGUUAUGUCCUGCUUUUAUAACCAAAUCUUGUGUCUGUGGAAGAACAAGUCAACCUGUGCGCUGUGGCCAGUCCUCUGCAGUGCUCUGUUCUGAGGUGUGUGAAGAACUACUGAACUGUGGGAAGCACACCUGCACCCAAGUAUGCCAUGCUGGGAACUGCCCUCCAUGCCAGCUUCAGGUCACACAAGUCUGCUAUUGUGGAGCUGUUUCUCGGGAAGUGCUGUGUGGAACAGAUAAGGAUAACUUUGAUGGAUCUGGACACUUUUCUUGUCAGAAAUUAUGUGGAAAAAAGCUGGACUGUGAGAUCCACUGGUGCAGCCAGCUCUGCCACCCGCAGCCCUGCGAGUCCUGCCCCCGUCUCCCCCAGGCUGUGCGGACCUGUCCUUGCGGGCAGACUCCGCUGCUUAAGUUGAUGGAGCUGGGCUACUCCGAGCGCAGGAGCUGCACAGACGCAAUCCCUUCUUGCGGGAAGACCUGUGGCAGGCCACUGCCCUGCGGCUCUGCAGAUUCCAUUCAUUUCUGUGAAAAACUUUGCCAUGAAGAUAGCUGUGGUCCUUGUUCUUUGACUUCCAUCAUCAAAUGCAGAUGUGGCUUUAAAACCAAAGAAGUUCCGUGCUCCACCAUCCAAAGUGAAGGUGAGCUUGUGUUUACUUGUGAGAAGCGGUGCAACAAAAAGCGUUCUUGUGGCCGACACAAGUGUAAUGAACUUUGCUGUGUGGACAGGGAGCACAAGUGCUCUCUUAUCUGUGGGUAUAAACUGAACUGCGGUCUGCACCGGUGCCAGGAGCCUUGCCACCGGGGAAACUGCCAGCCCUGCUGGCAAACCAGCUUUGAUGAACUGACAUGCUAUUGUGGAGAAACGGUAAUCUACCCACCAAUCUCCUGUGGUACAAAACCACCUGAAUGCAAAAACCUUUGCACCAGAAAGCAUGAAUGUGAUCAUCCAGUGUUUCAUAACUGUCACAGCGAGGAGACAUGCCCUCCUUGUACCUACCUCACCCAGAAAUGGUGUAUGGGAAACCAUGAACAAAGGAGCAAUAUUCCCUGUCACCUAACCGACAUUUCCUGCGGCCUGACCUGUAACAAAGCUUUGCCAUGUGGGAUGCACAAGUGUCGAAGGAUCUGCCACAGAGGGGAGUGCGUGACGGAGGAGCUCUGUAAACAGCCCUGUUCUACCGCGAGGCAGGAGUGUGGUCACCCAUGUGCUGCACCGUGCCACCCAGACUCUCCCUGUCCACGGACACCCUGCCCUGCCAAGGUGGCGCUUCAGUGCGAUUGUGGGCGCAGAAAGGAGACCAUGAUUUGCUCUGAGGCCUCAAGCUCAUACCAGAGAAUAACUGCUAUAGCCAUGGCCAGCCGCCUUUCUGAUCUGCAGCCUGGAGACUCUGUAGAAAUUGGACAGCUGGUUACAAAGAAGGAAAUGAAAAAAGCCAGGUUGGAAUGUGAUGAGGAGUGUGCAUCUCUCGAAAGAGUCAGGCGCUUUGCUGAGGCUCUGCAGAUAGACCAGAGUGCAGAUCCUUUCAACAUCCGCAACUCUUCCACCAAGUAUAGUGACAGCCUGAAGGAUGAUGCAAGGAAGGACUUAAAGUUUGUAAGUGAAGUGGAGGAGGAAAUGAAAAACUUAGUAGAACUGGCAAGUAAAGGAAAGCAAACAAAAAGGAGCCAUUGCUUCCCUCCAAUGAACAGAGAGCAUCGCAAGAUCAUCCAUGAAUUGGCGGAAGUCUAUGGGAUUGAGAGUGUGAGCUAUGACAGUGAACCAAAGCGCAAUGUAGUUAUUACAGCAGUGAGGGGAAAGUCUGCCUGUCCUAACAUUACACUAACGGCACUGAUAGAGCGAGAAGCUGCAGUGAGACCUCCACCCCCAAUCCCUCACAUUAAACAGCAGAGUAAUAACCUCAUCGAAUUCAGGGUCGAGGGGAGCCGGAGCCUGUCUUGGAAAGGGGUACAACCUGGACAGGAUGCCAGGGCACACAUAAACACAAACACGCAAGGCCCCAGCUCAGAGAGGCAGCAAUGCCAACCAAAGUGCCACUGUGCUGCCCAAGGGCUUUCUUGUAUGUACUGCCCGCUUCAAGUCCCCCCACAGCAUUUCUAUGAGGUUAAGAUCUGGGCUUUGACUUGGCCAUUCCAUAACGCUCCAAUUUUUCUUUUUGAGCCAUUUUUUGUGGAAUUGUUUGUCUGUAAAUCCCUUGAUGUUAUUCUGGGGCUAGACUUCCUGCAGCAUCUUUUUGUCAGCUCUUGGGCUGAAUUUGGUGAGACGACCUGGCCUGGAUAGAUUUCCAGUGAUUUGAAAUUUUCUCCAUUUGUAGUUGAUCUUUUGGACAGUGGAGUGAUUGACUACAAAUUGCUUGGAAAUGGCUUUAAAACCCUUCCCAGACUCAAAGGCAUCAACAAUCUUUCCUCUGAGGGCCUUAGAGAGCUCUUGAUCUUGGCAAGAUGUAGCCACACACCUCAAAUGCUAAGACCAACCAAACCACAGAUUUCUGAUGUUUAUUUAAGACAGUGCCCUCCAAGUUACUCUCUAACAAUGUUGUAAUCAUUUGCACCUGUUUUGGUGCACCUGAUUCUAAUUUUAGGCAUUUGAUGCAAUGAUAAAGGUAGGGGUGUACUAACUUUUUCCACACAAGGAAAUUUCUGUUGAUUUAAAUAGUACAAAUGAGUGAUUUUUCAAUGUGACCUAAUUUUAAAAAAAUAACCUUUAUCUAUCAAUAUUGUUGAAAUGACGAUCAAAUAUCUUUUUGUCCCAAACUGUAAAAAAAGAUAAACCUUUUCAUGGGGUGUAUUUACUUUUUCAUACUGCUGUAGCUAUGUUCUUUUUUUCCGUAAUGUUCUUUUCACAGAAAAUUAUGUAAUUCCUUUUAUUGGGAAAAGAAACAUUUCUAGUUUAAUGAGGUAUGUUCUCUGACUUGCUUUGUUUCAGGACUGGCAACGGCAGCAGUUGGCACAAGCCCAUGCAGGAGAAACCCGUGAUUGACUACUUCGAUGUUCAGGAUUAAAAGAAGUGAUUACCGUGAAAAAAGGAAUGCAUCAUUAACGUACAUACAUAGACAUGCUCUGCCAAACAAAUACCGAACUGACAGUUUUUUUUGGCCAGAUCAAAAUGCGAGACUUCCUUCUUUACUGCAGUUGUUUGCAGCAGGGAAGGCACACUGGCUCUGUGCAGUCAAAUAUUACGGUUUAUAGCUUGACCCUCUGUUCUUCCAAUUUGUGUGUAUUCUUGACCACUUCUUAUUGUUGUCAUCUCUGUAUGGGAGUGAAAACAUUAUGCCCUAUUUAACGGUUAAGUCUAUAUCAUUUGGUACAUAGUGACUCCAGAAUUGUUGCAUGUAUGAAAAGAUUAAUAGGACAGUAUUGGAAAUGGAACUACCAGUGCAUUACCUUAGAUUGUUGACUUGGCAAUCAUUUGUGUGUUGCAUUUGAUAUUUAAGGAAAGCACGACUCCACUAAAGCCUCUUCUGUGCUCAGUCACAAUUUUUGCCGAGUCGACAAUGUAAUUAGUUUUGUUCCUGUAGUCAAUUUAUCUUUGGUCAUUCCUAGUUUGUGUGCUUUAAACUUUGCAUUUAAUUCUUGCCACGUGCCUUCUUGGGUUUAAAUUGGGUGAUUUUGGUUUUAGAAUCUGUGAAUUGUGCUCUGAAGAAACCAGUGAUGUUCAUUCAGCAUAAGUAGUUGUCAAAUUACAGAUGUCUCUCAGUCCCCAUGCCACGGUGCCUUCUUCAUACUCAAUAGGAAAUUAUUGUGACUUUCAAGCAGACAUUUCUCCCUUACUGUUGAAAAAAACUUUAAAAUGUUUCAUAUACUGUACAACAUAAUUUGAAUUUGACAAAUGAUGUUUUAGAAAUACAGAUAUUUUAACGGUCUGCGUUUCUUCUGUUUGGCAGCCUCUUUUCACUGUUUUCUAGCUGCACUAAGUUUGUUGGCUGAGCAAUAAUCAUCUUUUACCUUUUUAUCAGGCCUCCUUUAAUAUUAUACCACUUAUGAAAGUGCCCCAGCUUCAGAAUAUUAAAUAUGUCUUUGUCAUAAUAAUAAUUCAUAAUUAUAACAUAAUUCCUAAAAUUGACAGAUUAAGACUUCCCAUCUUCUGAAGUCAACCUAAAGGAGCAUUCAUUAGUCAUAUUUCCUACUUAAAAUGAACUUGACGUGUCUUUUAAGAGUUGUAACAAGUAAAAGCUAUGACAAGGUAUGAGGGCAGUUCGGUCUUUGAGUUGGUAUACACCUAUUAUGCUAUUGUCACAUGAAUGGUAAAAGCCUGAAUAUUUUCUGUAUUUGCUGAUAACUCGGAGAGCCUCUGCAGAUCUGCUGAUCAACAGACAAUCUGUGGUUGUUUUUAAUAAUAAAAGGGUGUGGUGCUUUCAGACUUGCCAGUUCAAUGUGUGUGGCCUUCUGUUUAUCAAUUUGCACGUUUGCAUCAAUUUGUAUGAUAAAGCUUUCCUGCUUAAGAAAUAAAAUUUUCUCAUAUCCAGCAGCCAA